GGUGACUUUAGAAAUAGUCACAGAACUCAAGAGAGUCUAUUUUAUUACAACAAACAAACAAAAAAGUCUUUGUUAGCUUUUUUCAAUAAUCUUCCAGACGCAGACGAAUUUUGAUACAGAGGCAACGAUAUGGCGCAAAAAAAAGACGAUGAACCUAGCGUCGUCGAAAGCGGCGGAGAGAUCAUCAUCUCCGGGACGUCACCGUUCGAUUCAUUGCCGGUGGAUUGCAUCUCCAAAAUAAUCUCCUUCACGAGUCCACGAGACGCCUGCGUCGCCGCUUCGGUUUCGAAAACCUUUGAAUCGGCGGUCAAAUCCGAUAGUGUUUGGGAGAAGUUUCUUCCGUCGGAAUAUUCAUCUCUGAUUCCUGCAUCGCGAGUUUUCUCGUCGAAGAAGGAGAUUUAUUUUUCUCUCUGCAAUGAUCAUCGUCUAAUCGAAGAAGGCAAAAAGAGCUUCUGGUUAGAGAAAGCGAGUGGGAAAAGAUGUAUAAUGUUAUCUUCCAAGGAAGUGUGGAUCACAUGGGGAAGUAGUCCUCAGUAUUGGCAAUGGAUCUCAAUUCCUGAAUCUAGAUUUGAUAAAAUAGCAGAGCUUCUAAAUGUGUGUUGGUUUGAGAUUCGUGCCGGGAUGCAUACUCGUUACCUAUCUCCUGGAACUCGUUACUCGGUUUACAUUGUGUUCAAGACUGAGGAUGGAUGUCCUGGAUUGGGGGAUAUACCAGUGGAAGUUGGAGUUGGAUUGGUUGGACAAGAGUCUUCUCAGAAGCUGAUAUACUUUGUUGGACCUAGUGAUCGAAGGAGGGACAGAGAAGUGAGAGAUGUGACAAAACCAAAGGAGAGGGUAGAUGGGUGGAUGGAAGCUGAGCUUGGUGAAUUCUUCAAUGAGUCAUGUUGUGAUGAUAUUUCUGUAAGUGUUGUUGAGACUAAGUCUCCUUAUUGGAAACGUGGUUUGAUCAUUCAAGGUAUUGAAUUCCGCCCCGCAAAAAGCUCGUAAAAAAAUUUAUAUCCGGUUGCCUGUGAUGGAAUGGUUUAUGCUUGUUUGCUUCAGUUUCAUGUCUAAGCAAGUGGAAAAGCUUUGUUGUAUUGUAAUGUUUUCGAAUCUCAUAAUUUUUUUGGGUUGUAAUGUUUGUAUUGUUUGAUUUUGGUGUUCAUCAUUUUGACAUGAACAAAUUUCAAUA
This is a messenger RNA of Eutrema salsugineum, 1171 nucleotides long. Its product is annotated as F-box protein At2g02240. The transcript has 3 exons. Gene Ontology annotation, molecular function: protein binding. NCBI's taxonomy places the organism in Eukaryota, Viridiplantae, Streptophyta, Magnoliopsida, Brassicales, Brassicaceae. Bases 130 to 987 code for a protein of 285 amino acids. The record is from RefSeq and is a predicted model, not a curated record.